Messenger RNA from Halichondria panicea, 1416 nucleotides. RefSeq lists its product as uncharacterized. The transcript has 7 exons. The record is from RefSeq and is a predicted model, not a curated record. Lineage: Eukaryota; Metazoa; Porifera; Demospongiae; Suberitida; Halichondriidae. The coding region runs from base 1 to 1416 and encodes 471 amino acids.
AUGCCUGCAACCAAGAGGUGGCACUUUGAGUUUCUCGUGGGUGGAGUCAGUGGUAUCACUGUGUACAAGAAUGGUGCAAGGAUUAAGAGCUACAAACUCCCAAAUCGCCCAGUCUUGGAAAGUGUAUAUUCAAUAGGUACUCCUUCUACUAGAAAGACUUGUGAUAAGGUUAAAGAAUACCUAGAUCAAGCCAUUGAGGUCACAUUUAAAUGCAAGACUACUGUGCUCCUGAACCGGAAGGAGUUUGAAUGGAAUAAAUCAGCAUUUUGUCGACUGUUGAGGCUGUCUCCUGGGGCGAGAGCAGUCGACUUCAUUCAAGUCUUCAACCAACUGACAAAGUUCAAUUCUGACCGAGGCUUCUUAGUUCCUGUAAGCCCCCUGCCCACCAGUUCGGAGUUGCUAACUGAGGAGGCGUUGUCUGAUGGUGGUGACUCUGAGGAUGACCACCCGCUGUCUUCAUUGACAAGUACCCAAAGCAUAGACGGCAGCCACCAACUUGGAGAAAAGAGAAGUCAGCAGGAGGAGGAAGUAUCGAGAAAGAGGAUGAAGCACAAAGAUACUAUGGACGAUGCGAUCUUCACCAAGAAGAUUGGAACUAUUGAUCUCCAGCUGAGAAACCUCUCAGAACCCAAAACACAACGCUGUUUAAGAACGGUUGACACUGUAUUUGUGGAGGAACUAGUGAAGAAGUUCACUAAGGAUCCCUCUGCUCCAGGUGUACCUCCGAUUGCUGUUCUGUGCAUUUCUGUCGAGAGCAUAGAUGUGUUUGACACCAACAGAGUGGACGCCUAUAAGUACGAGCUGCUUGGAGGCCAGCAUACAGCCUUGGCAAGAAGGAUAGUAGCAGCCAAGUCUCCAGACAAUACGUUGCUACAGACUGUCCUUGCUGAGGUGUAUGUUGGUCUGACAGACGAUGAAGCACUUAGGCUCGCCUCUCGCCACAACACAAAUAGUCAUUUUAUCCACAAGAUGACACAUCGGGACUAUCUUGAGGCCUGCCGAUCGAAACUGUUUUCAAUGUGCGGUAAGGCUCCUGAGGAGGAAACCCCAAAAGACUCGGUGGAAUGGAAGGAUGUGUGCAAGCGAUGCAUUUUACCUCAGGAUAUGGGCCGCUGCACAAUGGAGAAUAUCUUUAAGCAGGCAAGCUUUACUAAGGAAGUCUGGGCAUUGGCCGUAUCGGUCAUGAACUUGUACGAGGAGGGGGAGCUGAAAGACCAGACCCUCUCAACAAAAUCUCUGACUACAAAGCCCGAGUUUAAGCAGCAAAAUUUUAGCCCAAUCCAGUGCCUUCCUGAUGAGUUCAAGCUGGAAAUGUUAUCAAAGGUUUCAAGCAGUGAGCUAAGCCUUGCCGAAUUAAAGGAAGAAGCUACCAGCUACAGAUCAAGAAAGUCUCUGCAAAGGGCUUUUUGCAAGUAA